UGUGCGUGCCCAUUGGACUCGGCUCCCCAGCCAAUGAGGGGCCUGGCCCUGGUCGCUAGGAUACACAGUACCGGACUCCGUAACGGUCAUCUUGAGAGGCACCUUGUGCUAGAACAAGCCGAGCUGAGAUAGGGCACCCAAUAGCCAGCAUGUCGGAGAGGAGGAGCCGCAGAGGGUCCUCUGGUGCCCGCCGCCGGGGGCAUACCCGCUCUCGCACCGCCCGAGCGGAACUUCUAUUUUCGGUUGGCCACAUGGAGCGCAGUCUACGGGAAAGCCACUACGCCCAGUGCCUGAGUCACAACGCGCCAGUCUACCUCGCUGCGGUGAUUGAGUAUCUGACGACCAAGAUCCUGGAGCUGGCGGUCAAGGAGGCCCAAAACAACGGCGAGAGGAUCAUCACUCCGCGGCUGUUGGACAUGGCGGUUCAUAAUAACGGGCUGCUGAGCACCCUCUUUCAUACAACAACCAUCUCUCAAGUGGCUCCCGGCCCGAACUAGCUGCUGACAACGCCAGACUCCUGGGACCCGGCACGUCUGCUCAUCCACCCACCUGGCCACAAAACCCCCAGC
Molecule: messenger RNA, 569 nt
Organism: Sapajus apella (tufted capuchin)
Lineage: Eukaryota; Metazoa; Chordata; Mammalia; Primates; Cebidae
Product: histone H2A-Bbd type 2/3-like
Exons: 1
Coding region: 150-497 (115 amino acids)
Cellular component (GO): nucleosome
Molecular function (GO): structural constituent of chromatin; DNA binding; protein heterodimerization activity
Source: RefSeq, a predicted model, not a curated record